Lineus longissimus is the source of this 2957-nucleotide messenger RNA. RefSeq lists its product as uncharacterized. The record is from RefSeq and is a predicted model, not a curated record. The transcript has 3 exons. Lineage: Eukaryota; Metazoa; Nemertea; Pilidiophora; Heteronemertea; Lineidae. The coding region runs from base 103 to 2658 and encodes 851 amino acids. Gene Ontology annotation, molecular function: RNA polymerase II cis-regulatory region sequence-specific DNA binding; DNA-binding transcription factor activity, RNA polymerase II-specific.
AAAUAAAAUCAUGAGAAUUGAACUUCAAAGUUUCGAUUUUUGUCGUUUGUUUUGGGCGAAUUAGAGGAUAAUUAAGCUACUGAAACGAAGCAACCAACCACCAUGUCGUCUAAUAUACUUGCUUGGAGCUGCACAGCAUGCGCCAGGAUCUUCUUAAAGGAGGAGUUGGCUAACGAACAUUCACUGUCAUGUAAAGGAAAGGAAGAUCAUCCGGAGGCUUUAACAGGACUUUCCCCAAUAACUCAAGUUGGUCCCAGUGACCAACCUCAGUGUGAAGUUGGUCCCAGUGACCAGCCGCAGUUAGAAGUUGGUCCCAGUGACCAGCCGCAGUUGGAAGUUGGUCCCAGUGACCAGCCGCAGUUAGAAGUUGGUCCCAGUGACCAGCCGCAGUUAGAAGUUGGUCCCUGUGACCAGCCGCAGUGUGAAGUUGGUCCCAGUGACCAGCCGCUGUUGGAAGUUGGUCCCAGUGACCAGCCGGAGUGUGAAGGCCCUGCACCCAUGAAGGAAACAUUCAUCAAGAAACCUGUGGAACCAAUUGGAAAUGACGUUACAACCACCACCAAAGGAUCUCAGCCAAUCGAACGCAGUGUUUCAAAGGACGCUUCUGUCAAAGUCAUGGCCUACAGGUGUGUAAAAUGUGACAGAUACUUCAAGACCUGGCUGAACUAUAAAAAACAUAUGAAGGCCCAGUAUCACAAAAAUAUAAACAGGCAGUUUCCCUGUCCGUUUUGUGCCAAUAAUGUCGGCUUCCACUCGGCAAAGAUCUUACGUAAACACAUCAGGCAACACCAUACGAAAACCAUUUGUAUUUUUUGCGAGAAAAUCUGUAAGGGUGAGAGGGCGCUGCAUAAUCACGUCAAACAGAAACACCUGGUUGCCAUGGCGCCUGGUAGUGCGUCGCGUUCGAGCGGUGUUGGAAACGUGGUCGCGUCACCAGGUUUGAAUUUACCCGGUAGCCAAUCAGAAGCGAGCAUGGAUUCUGUCCCUAUGGAAACUGAUCAAAACAAGAUUGGCGUACGCGACGCUGGCUAUCAGACAACGUCCGGGAAUCAAGUUGUUGUUGUUGUUGUUGAUCAAGCCAAAUCUUGCACUGCGAGUAAAGAAUUUGUCGAGUCAUCGCGUUCUCUUAACGGUGCCGGCUCAUCCGUCAAUACUGAUGCUGCGAUGAAUUCGUCCAAGUCUGAUAUUGGCGAUGACGAAAGUGGCAUCCGUCGGUUGGCAGCCUUGGGUUUAACUCCCGUUGCGUCUGUGAACACUGGUUCAUCUUUGAAAACCUGUUCAGCCUCUAACACCGGUUCAGCCUCUAACACCGGUUCAGCCUCUAAUACCGGUUCAGCCUCUAAUACUGGCGGAGGUGACCGGGAACCGGGCAAGUCUGGUCUCCUUCUGGAAGAUGACAUGCCGCUGAAUGUUUUCAUGCGCAAGGUUUACAAACCUGGUUGGGACAAAUGGUGGUGGGACAGAAACCAGAAAAACAUCGUGAGUUGGGAGAGGAAAACGCGACACGGGGGUCAGAGGUCAAAAUUGAAUUAUGCGAAGUUGAAUCAAGGGUUGCGUGAUGAGGAGUCGAAGAGACGGGGCGGGAGGUCACGUGAGCGACAGAUCGAUGAUAAGACGAGGGUGGCGUUUGAGAUGAAACGUCAUGGCGUGGCUGGGUCGUCAGUCAGUGGAAAAAUGGCUACUGGUGCAAAAUCGGCCGGUGUUAAAGUUGUGGAACGUUCAAAGGGUUCCAAAGCUAAGCUACCCAGAAAAACUGGACCAAAAGCUCGGUGGGAAAGUUCUGAUGGCGACUCCAAUGCUGCCUGCGAUUUCCCUGAUGACGACGAUGAGAGAUCCGCUAUGGAUGAACCUGUCGUGAGAAGCUAUUCUAAACUCCAUGGUUGGCUUCUGACGUGUUCUGUUUGUGACCAGGUGUGUCGUAAGGAGGCGCUAGCGAAGCACCGCAGAGCGCACUUCAGCGGCAACAAGUGGCAAUGCGCCCAUUGCCAGAUGUUAAUCAACUGCGAUUUUCUAUCCCAUCUUGGCAUGCACUUGCAGCAAGCGCGUAGCGGGAUUCGUCACUUCCGAUGCAAGAAAUGUGGCUUUGUUUCCGACAACGUCGCAAUUUACGAGCUGCACAUGCGCGACCACAUUAUCAGUAGUCAGUUCUGCGCGACUUGCCACAAAACGGUGGUCGGCGAUUACCUGGCGCACGUGAAAGAUCAUCGCCUGCGCAACAGCGCCACUUUAUGGAAGUGCGGCACUUGUAAGGAUUCGUUCAAAACUUCUAACGCGCUUGAGAAGCAUCUCUUGAGUCACACUGGGUUGCAGCGUGAAUUGUACGGCUGUCCGCUCUGCUUACAGUCGUUCGAUAAAAUAGCCGGGUAUUCUGACCACUUGCGCGGCCACGCGGACCGCGUAACUGUCCGUAUUUGCCUCUUGUGUGACGCCACCUGUUUUUCCGAGGAGGAACUAAUCAAGCACGCGAAAGACCACGUUGCGCAGGAUAAGGUCUGCGACGGUUGUGGUGUGGUUUUCCCAUGCGGGGACAAAAGCGCCAUCUCUCAACACGAAUGUGAACUACGCGGCGUUACUUUGAAUUGUAAUGAAUGUGGGGCGACUCUUUCCUGCGGAGAUGACGACGCCAUCUCACGGCACAAAUAUGUACUCGGUCGCUGAUUUGAAGUUAUCGUGUGUCUGCUUUUUGAGGAGGGGGACAAAUCGAAGUGUAGUUUCGUAAAUCAAACGUCACAGUAUCCAGCUUGUUAAUAAAGAAAAAAUCAAAAAUCUUGUGAAGUCACAGAGUUUCUUUAGCUAAAGCUACCCGCAAACAAGUGAUUUUAGUUGCUGCAACAUGCAAUUAUAAUCGAAUGUGCUCAGUGAUGCAGAUGACCCAUAUGUAAGGCCUGAGACUGCAAUAAUUUUUGUAAUUCACUGUUCUUGCGACAAAAAAUAAAGCUGUAUUUUGAUAAAAUUAA